This is a messenger RNA of Papaver somniferum (opium poppy), 672 nucleotides long. RefSeq lists its product as uncharacterized. The record is from RefSeq and is a predicted model, not a curated record. The transcript has a single exon. NCBI's taxonomy places the organism in Eukaryota, Viridiplantae, Streptophyta, Magnoliopsida, Ranunculales, Papaveraceae. The coding region runs from base 1 to 672 and encodes 223 amino acids.
AUGGACAAAACUCUCUCCUCUGCUCAGGGAGUUCAACAAGGGGAUCCUCUUGGCCCCAUGUUAUUUGCUUUGACGCUACACCCCCUCAUUCAUAUGAUCGCCGAGAGAUGCACCUUGGAUCUUCAGGCUUGGUAUUUGGAUGAUGGUACCAGUAUCGGAGAUACUUUGAUGGUAGCUAAGGCUUUGGACAUUAUCCAGCAGGAAGGUGUUCACUUGGGGUUGCAUAUCAAUGUUUCUAAGUCGGAGCUUUUCUGGCCUUCGGCUGAUAGUAGAGGGUUAGUUGAUGGUGUUUUCCCGCCUAACUUACAUCUUCCUACCGAUGGUGUUAAGUUAUUGGGUGGGCCAGUUAGCCGAGAUCCCCAGUUUUGCAGAAACAUGGUUGUCAAGAGGGUGCAGAAGACCAUUGCAUUGAUGGAUGCGGUGAUGAAGAUGAAGAACCCACAAGGAGAGUUGCUUUUGCUAAGAAACUUUUCUGGUGUCUCUAGGUUAUAUUUCGCCAUGCGUACUACUAAACCUGAGUUUUUGGAUGAGGCACAAUUGGUUUUUGAUGACCAUCUUAGACAGUUUCUUGGGCACUUGGUUACGGGAGACGGGCCAGGUUUUGGUUUACUGCAGCAGAGACUAGUUACGCUUCCCAUUAAGGAUGGUGGUUUGGGUGUGUAUACUAUGUAG